Molecule: messenger RNA, 4685 nt
Organism: Tupaia belangeri chinensis (Chinese tree shrew)
Lineage: Eukaryota; Metazoa; Chordata; Mammalia; Scandentia; Tupaiidae
Gene: TMEM131L
Product: transmembrane 131 like
Biological process (GO): negative regulation of canonical Wnt signaling pathway
Cellular component (GO): plasma membrane
Source: RefSeq, a predicted model, not a curated record
UCUUUUUAACAAAACUGAUCAUUAUUUCCCUGGUCCCUGGGUGAGCUGGACCAAGUCUUGUUUACAGGGUAAAGCUCAGGCUCCCUAACUUGGCAUUCAUCCCGGGUCCAGCGUCUCUCUCCAGGGACAGAGGUCCCACGCCGUCCUGUGAACUCUGACCUCACAAGCUUCUCCUCAUUCCCCGAACACGCCUUCCUCUUUUACAAGCGGUCUCGGCCUCGUAAGCUUUUAUCCUGUUCUGAUUAUCCCGCUCAUCUCAUCCUUCAAGACCCAGGCAGAAGCCACUAAUACUAGCCUCUUGCAGGUUCAACUGGAAUGCAGUUUACAUAAUAAAGUGUGCCAGCAAUUAAAGAGUUGUUAUCUGGAAUCUGACGACGUUUUACGCCUACAGAUGAGCAUAAUUGUAACGAUGGAAAAUGCUUCCAAAGAAUUUGAAGAAAACACACAAGAUUUGCUCGAUCAUCUCUCUAUUGUUUACGUAGCUACAGAAAAAUCAGAGACCUCAGACGACUCGGCGGUCAAUAUGUAUAUAUUACACUCGGGAGCCAGCCUCAUAUGGAUCCAGGAUGUGCACCACGUCUCACCGCGAGCGGCGCUGUCCCUGCAGUUCACGCCAGUCCUGCUGCCUACCUCCGCCACCAACUUCACCAAAAUCGCCUCUUUCACUUGCAAAGCCCCGGCGUGCGACGGCGGAAUCAGGGAGGGUGUGAAGAGAACCAGCACCCCGGCGCUGACCGCCUGCCUGUCCUCCCCCGUGGUCCAUGGGUACUUCAGAAUGGAUGCCUCUGCGGCCCAGUUCCUUCUAGAGGCCCCGGAGAACACGUCGGGCGUGUGGUCCGUGUGGUGCCUCAACCAUUUGGACCGCGGCAUCAUCGUGAACGACGUGUCUGUUUCUAAGGAGACCAAGCACAUGUUAAAGGUUCUGAAUUUCACUGGUCCUUCCUUUCUACCUCCUGGCUGCUGGAAUGUAUUUUCUUUGAAACUUGCUGUGAAAAGCAUUGCCAUAAAUCUGUUCACCAAUGUAUUUUUGACUACAAACAUAGGUGCUGUUUUUGCAAUUCCUCUACAGAUUUACUCAGCACAAACCAAGGAAGGGAGUCUGGGUUCUGAAGUGAUAGCACAUUGUGGUAUGCAUUAUUUCAUGGGAAAACCCGCAGCUGAAAACCCUCACUGGGACCAGAGCCUGUCUCUGGACCGGUCUACCUGGGGCGUGGAUGCCGAACGUGCCGAUAAAUUGUAUGCAAGUUGGAAGAGACACAGGAGCGGCGAUGUCUGCAAGAGGGCUGUUUUGGGAACCACCCGGCUUGGCCUCUUGAAGAGAUCCAGGCAGCCAGAGCCCUUUGCCGUGUUCCUGCCUCGCCUGCUCGCGGAGCCCGGCCUCGUGCUGAACUUCAGUGCCACCGCCCUGCGGAACAGCCUGGUGAAGUACUUCGUGGUGAGGAACCCGUCCUCUCUGCCGGUCUCCCUGCAGCUCCUACCUCUGUCCGCGUACCCCGAGCCUGGAGCCGCGGUGCACCUGCUGCACAGAUGGUUUGGCACCGACAUGCAGACAAUCAACCUGACCACUAGGGAAUUCCAGCUCACCAGGGCUUGUCCUCACCCGGGCGUGCAUUCCCAGGAGUCCAGGCUGGGCGCGCUCCACUUACGCUUGAAGCCUCUGGAGCAGAAGAGGGUUGGUGUGGUUUUCACGCCCGCCGACUACGGAAGAGUGACCUCCCUCAUACUGAUCCGGAAUAACCUGACUGUCCUGGACAUGGUCGCCGUAGAAGGGUUUGGAGCGCGGGAGCUGCUGAGAGUAGGAGGACAGCUCCCGGGGACAGGAGGGUCGCUGCGGUUCAAGGUGCCCGAGUCCACGCUGAUGGAGUGCCAGCGACAACUGAAAGACAGCAAGCAAAUUUUAUCUGUUACGAAGAACUUUAAGGUUGAGAAUAUCGGCCCUCUUAACGGUGUCCUCUCUGAAAAUUAACGGGUACAACUGCCAAGGCUAUGGGUUCGAAGUACGGGACUGUCACCCGUUUUCCCUGGACCCCAACACGUCCCGCGACAUCAGCAUCGUGUUCACGCCCGACUUUACCUCUUCCUGGGUCGUCCGCGAGCUGACCCUCGUGAGCGCCGCCCGGCUGGAAUUCCACUUCACCCUCAACGUGACCCUCCCGCACCACCUGCUGCCCGUGUGCGCCGACGUGGUCCCGGGGCCCAGCUGGGAGGAGUCCUUCUGGAGGCUCACGGUCGUCUUGGUCAGUGUGUCCCUGCUGGGUGUGAUCGCGGUCGCCUUCCAGCAAGCUCAGCAUAUCCUGGUGGAAUUCGUGAAGGCCAGACAGAGGCAGCACGCCGGCCCCUCAUCCCCACCGGGCAGCGGCGCGGUGGACGUGAUCAGCUCCCACUCUCACAAGAGCAGCUGUAAGAGCUUUCUGGAUGCCUACGGCCCCCCGGAUAAAGGCCGGGGGAAGAGCUGCCUGCCCGUGAGCCCACACCGCCCCGGAGGACAAGAGGACUCCUGCACGGACGUCCCGGGCGACAGCUGGAUCAGCCUCAAGUACCCCGACGGCGGGGACGGCAGCCUGCAGGAGAGCUUAGCCGUUCCCCAGAACGCACUGAGCAGGGACGAGGGCGCCCCGGGACACGCGGUCGGCGCCCUCGCUCCUCCGUCGGGGUGGGAGCUGGGCGAGCGGGCCCCGGCCUGGAUGUUUCCUAAGGAAACCGACGUCAGGACUGCAGAGCUCUGUGCCCUGAAGACCUCGAAGAAGCUCCCCGAAAACCAGGCGCUGAGAUACACCCCUCAGGACCCGCCAGACUUGCCAGAGACGUCCAGGAAAAACCACGGCCGCGACCUGACCCGCUUCUUUGACAGCUGCCACCAUCCCUUGGCCCCUGGCCUUGGUGCUUCUCAGAUAGUUCCCGUCGGUUAUGACCAGACAGGGGUCCUCACGGAGCAAAGGCUGCUCACGGAGGCACCGCCAGCCCAGGGGGACUGCCGAAAUAGCCAGCAAGUGCCCGUGAAGAGCGAAGGAGACGAUGGUGAGACUUCGAAAAAGGGCGACACAAAGUCUUCCUCAGAAAAGAAAACCCACAAAGCACCUAAAGAAGACGCGUGUUCUGACAAACAGGACGUGCCUUCAGUGGAGGUAGACCUGCCUAACGGGCCGCAUCCUGAGGUGUGUGCAGAGACCCGCGCCUACGACUAUACCUUGGGCCGUGGGAAGUUGCAGGCGGUUGAGGGUGUGGGCACGGCUGACGGGUUUGCCGGGCUUAUUUGUGGCCCUGCAGAGAACUCCACGCCCAGAGGUGGCUGGGGGCCGUGCAGCCUUGUGUGCUGGGAGAAGGUGCAGCACGUCGCCCAGGGUCCCUCAGUCAGGGGCACCCAUCUGCACCUGCGUGGUCACCAGUCCCUGACUCAAAUCUACCCCCACCCGAUGCGUCUCCUGCCCUGGGCUUCUGUGCCAGGCCUAGCUCUCAGCUCGAAGCUGUCGCAAGAAGAUCCUUAUAGGAAGAAGAAACUUCCGGGGAAAAAAGAAGGACAUUUACAAAAUUUAAAUUGGAAUAAAAAUCGAACAUGUAAGAAAAACAAGAAGCGAGGAGUGGCUCAGGUCUCGAGGUCUCCCGAGCAGAGCGAGCUGAGGCUGGUGUGCAGUGACCUGGAGCGGGCCGAGCUGAGCGGGGACGUCCAUGCGAGAACCUGGUGUGUUCAGGAGGGCUCCGGGCAGGUCUGUGAAGGCGACGCCAGGACCGCGAGCAACGUCCCUGCUGUGCAGAGAGGGGCAGAGCGUCCCUGCAGGAAGCCCGGGCACAAGUGCGCUGACAAGUUCUGCUCCGACUCCAGCUCCGACUGCGGCAGCUCCUCGGGCAGCGUGCGUGCCAGCCGCGGCCGCUGGGGCAGCUGGAGCAGCUCCAGCAGCUCCGAGGGGGACAAGAAGCCCGCGGGGGACCCGGGGCGCUUCCCGCUGGCCGGGAUGCGGCUGGUCUCCCCCCGUUCGCAGAGCCGUCCUGUCCCAGCCUUCCAGCCGGGCCCACAGGUGACAGAGAGGACAAAGGUGGCCGUGUGUCCCAUUGUGGCCGGGCUGGCUGGUGAGCCCCGGCCUCCUGGUGUUCUGGAAGGGUCAUGUCUAACCUGCGUCAUGAAGGCACUGCUCGGUGACCUGCCCUGCCUGUCUUCCUCAUCUGCGGCCGUGGAGCGAAGCAGUUUCAUUGACUGGGGCGCGGCAUGCGAGGGCCAGCUGCCCAGCGUGUACUGCCCGUUGGAGCUGAACGAUUACGACGCCUUUCCGGAAGAAAACAUGAACUACGCCAACGGCUUCCCCUGCCCCGCAGAAGUCCCGACAGACUUCCUGGAGCACCACUCGCAGUCCGCCUGGAGCGCCCCGCCCAGCGUGCCUGCUGCCUGGGGACACGCCGGCUUCGUCGGCUCUCCGCCCUACCUCACCAGCACCCGAAGCUUGUCUCCAAUGUCUGGACUCUUUGGCUCCAUCUGGGCCCCGCAGAGCGACGUGUAUGAAGCGUGCUGCCCCCUCAGCCCUGCCGUGGAGCACCCGGGCCACAUGGAGAGCCAAGCGGUCAUGUGCAAGGAGUACUACCCGGGCUUCGACCCGUUCCGGGCCUACAUGAACCUGGACAUAUGGACUUCCACGGCCAACCGGAGUGCCGGCUUCCCUCUGCCCAGAGACCCCGGUUACUGCGGGAACGUGUGA